UCGAUCUACUUUUGAAAUAAUAAUACAUCAAGGAAUACCAGUGCCUUUUUUUAAAAAAAAAUCAACUUUAAUGACUGGAAUCUACAAAGCCAAGAAAUGCGGCGUUCAGUUCAACCCUCCGUGCGUCAUCUUAAUUUACGAAGAUACCCUUUCCUGCAAAUUUCGAAGGAGAUCCAUGCCAGCCAGAAAUUUUGAUUCUUUGUCAGACGUCGAAGCGGCAGCAAAACUGAUUAAAGAGAGACACAAAAGAUACUUGGAGCCCAUAUCACAAGUUGUGAUCGAAAAAAUGCUACGACUCAUACAGGAAAAUAUGAAAGGAGUGGAUCUUGAAUCAUCCUUGCAAAAGGUUGAGAGAGAAUACGAAGUGAACCCAGAGGAGGAUUUAAACAAAUUAAAAACAGACGAAUUGGAGCGUAAAAAAGCAAUAAUGGACGUGGCAUUUAACAAGAGGAAAGUCCGACCAGGCGAUCCGAAUUUCGAGUACGACAAAAGAGUUGAAUUCGCUCCAGACAAACCAUCAGAAUGGGAUGAUCCAGACGAAAUUGUUAAAAACGACGAUUUUCCGUUGGAGGAACUGCCGGUUGCGGAUCAGGUCAGUCAAGACGUGGAUUCUUUCAAUUUGGAGGACGAGGUCUUCAGCGACAAGGACGAAGAAUCUUUGAAAAAUGAUACAGAAAAAAGUGAAGAAAACGUCCUUGAGGAUUUGAAAGGAGACGACAUGCUGGACAGUUUAGAAGACACAGAUCCAAAACUAAAAAUCCAGUUCGACAUCAGAGAUUUGGAAAAUGAAUUGAGAGUGGAUGAUGCAGAUGAUUUUUGGGGAUGAAUAAUAUAACAAACUC
Messenger RNA from Cloeon dipterum, 842 nucleotides. Its product is annotated as centrosomal protein of 19 kDa-like. Lineage: Eukaryota; Metazoa; Arthropoda; Insecta; Ephemeroptera; Baetidae. Gene Ontology annotation, biological process: microtubule anchoring at centrosome; trans-Golgi to periciliary membrane compartment transport. Gene Ontology annotation, cellular component: ciliary basal body; spindle pole; centriole. The transcript is spliced from 2 exons. The coding region runs from base 71 to 826 and encodes 251 amino acids. The record is from RefSeq and is a predicted model, not a curated record.